GAAAAAUUCUUUCUGAAGCUUCAAAUUGGAGGGAAAAGGUGAACACGUAGACGUGCGUACCAAAGUGAGAGAUGCCGGUGGCGCGACCAGAGUCGUCCGAUUCCAGGGUAAUUGCUCACGUCGACAUGGACUGCUUCUAUGUUCAAGUGGAGCAACGUAAACAACCUCACUUAAGAGGUCAACCAACUGCUGUAGUACAAUACAACUCUUGGCAAGGUGGAGGCCUGAUUGCUGUCGGAUACGAGGCUAGAAAAGAUGGGGUGAAACGCUCAAUGCGAGGUGAUGAAGCAAAAAAAGUUUGUCCCCAAAUUCAUCUCAUCACAGUUCCAGUAGCACGUGGUAAAGCUGACUUAAACAUAUACCGAAAUGCAGGAUCAGAGGUUGUUUCCAUUCUUUCAAGAAAAGGUAGAUGUGAGAGAGCAUCAAUUGAUGAAGUGUACCUUGACCUAACAGAUGCUGCUGAAAAACUAUUGAAAGAAACACCACCAGAAAGCUCGGAAAGCAUCCAUGAAGAAGUUCUGAAAUCGCAUGUUUUAGGGCUUAAUUCAAAUGAAGAUGAUAAUCACAAAGAAAUUGUAAAAGAAUGGCUACAAAACAAAAAUGGUGAUCCUCAUGAUAAGUUAUUAGCAUGUGGAGCCCUAAUUGUUGCUGAACUCAGACUACAAGUUCUACAGGAGACUCAAUUUACAUGUUCUGCUGGCAUUGCUCAUAACAAAAUGUUGGCAAAACUAGCAAGUGGCAUGAACAAACCUGCACAACAAACUGUUGUCCCCUUUUCAUCAGUAAAAGAGCUUCUAGAAGCUUUACCUAUAAAGAAAAUGAAACAACUUGGUGGGAAGCUUGGGAGUUCCUUACAAGUUGACCUUGGAGUUAAUACUGUUGGUGAUUUAUUAAAAUACUCAGAAGAAAAACUUCAAGAUCUUUAUGGUGUCAACACAGGUACUUGGCUAUGGAAUACUGCAAGAGGAAUGAAUGGGGAGGACGUUGAGGAACGUCUGCUUCCUAAAAGCCAUGGUUCAGGGAAGACAUUUCGUGGGCCAAGUGCCCUAAAAACACUUUCUUCUGUUGAAAAUUGGCUUAAAGAGCUUUGUGAAGAAUUAAGUGAACGACUUCAGACAGAUCUAGAGACAAACAAACGAAUUGCACAUACGCUUACACUGCAUGCUGAUGCAUACAAGACUACAGAUACGGAUUCACACAAGAAGUUUCCUUCCAAAUCAUGUCCUUUGAGAUAUGGAUCAGGGAAGCUUCUAGAAGAUGCUGUAAAUCUUUUUCAAUGCGGAUUACGUGAAUAUAUGAGUCCCAUGGGAAACCAAUCUUGUGGGUGGAAAAUUACUAGUUUGUCUGUUACAGCUAGUAAAAUUAUUGCUAUACCAUCUGGGACUUCUUCGAUUACAAAGUACUUCCAUUGUCAAGAUCCUGGUGAAAAAUCUGAUCUUUUGUCACCGUUAAAUGACUCUUAUCAGAGUGAGCUGAAAAUGGAAUUUGGUGGGGAACAGAGUAUAAUUACACAUGAUGAAAGUGAAACCAGUUUUGAUCGAAUUGAUUUAUCUUCAGGACAUGAAAGCUGUUCAACUUCAAAUCAAAAUGAGCUACAACCAAAAGUAUCCAUAAAAGAAACAAAGAUUAACUACCCUAACAAUAUUAGAUCAAAUGCGCAUAAAAGAAAGCCAACAAAAGAAAAGGGAAAAACGUCUUCCAUCCUGAGAUUUCUCCAACCGAACUCAAGUCAACAUGGUCAAACUUCAUCGGUUAUAGAGGGUGGGAGUUUGACCAAAAGUCAAAAUCGACUGACGACAAACACAUGGGGUUAUAAUUUGGAUGAAAUUGAUCAAUCUGUGGUUGAUGAAUUACCACGUGAAAUACAGGAAGAACUUUAUGCUUUGCUUCCACGUAAGAAAGCAAACAUGGUGAAACGAGGUUCUAGUAUUGCUCAUUACUUCUCCCCUAAAUAGAGAAAUCCAAAGUAAAUGUAAAAAAGUUAAAUUAUGUCUUGUG
Messenger RNA from Lactuca virosa, 1998 nucleotides. The record is from the annotation of a GenBank genome assembly. NCBI's taxonomy places the organism in Eukaryota, Viridiplantae, Streptophyta, Magnoliopsida, Asterales, Asteraceae.